UGACAAUUGUAUGUAAAAUUUUCAGAUUACCAAACAAUGAAGAAAAAAGAAAAGUAUGGAUAGACAAUUUGCAAUUGAAUCAAUGCAAGCUUUACAAAGGAUGCCGUGUAUGCUCGCAACAUUUUGGAGAAGAGAUGUUUGAUAGAACAUCUGCAUGUGGUCGUGUUCGGUUGAAACCAGAUGCAAUUCCAUACUCAAGCGAGGAAACUGUUUCAACUAGGACGAAAGAUACUCGUNUAAAUGUAACUGACGAAAUUCUUCCAGUUACAAGAAAAAGAACUGUAGAGAAUAGUAUAGAUGUGACGGACACAAGUGAACCAAAACGUCGGAUUAUCUCUAAUUCUUCACUUACGAUCAAGCAAGAAUCUGAAGAAAUCAUAGUCGAACGACCUUCCACACCUAAACAGUAUAUUGAUUGUGCAACAUCUGUAUCUCCGACACUUGGCGAAAAUUCACCAAGAAAGAUUUUUCUGCGUACAGUUAUAGAAAAUCAAAAACAAGAAUACAGGAAGAAAAUUUACACACUGCAGCAAGCAAACCGACGAAAGGACCAGCAUAUCAAUCAAAUGCAGGAAAUCAUUUCAGGAUUAAAAAAGAAGAAUUUCAUGCCAAACGCACUUCCAACAUCCAGUUUCAGCUGAAAAUAUUGUUAUAUUUUUGGAUGCGUGUCAUGAUCUUAAAUUGGUAAGAAACGUAUUAGCCGACAAAAAAGUUUUGAUUGAUCAUGAGGGCAAUUUGAUUGAAUGGAAAUAUUUUUUGCUACUCGAGGAAUUGCAGCGCCAAGAAAGUUUACAUUUAGGGAAUAAACUUACAAAAAAUCAUGUGAAUUAUAAAAAUCAGAUAAUGAAGGUAAAGCUAGCCGCUCAAUUAUUUAGUCGAUCUGUUGCCGAUGCUUUAGAAUUAUGUAAAAGCGACUUGGAAUUGCCAGCAUUUAAACAUGCAAAAGCAACAAUCAAAUUUAUAAUAAUCAUUAACGAUUUGUUUGACAUAUUAAAUUCAAAAAAUACUAAACAACCCGGUUUGAAAAGUGCAAUACAUUCUACUAAUUUUGCGACCAUACAAGAGGUUUUAGAGAAUGGGUUUAAUUACAUUACACAACUGAAGUUAACUAAUGGCCAAUUAGUUAUUAGAAGUUUGAGAAAAACUGGUUUUCUGGGCUUCCUUAUUUGUAUUACAAGUAUUCAAUAUUUGUAUCAGUUUUUGUGUCAAGAUAAAAUGAUUUUAUCAUGUAUCCCCACUUACAAGUUCAGUCAAGACCAUCUUGAACUCUUGUUUGGUUGCAUCCGAUAUCAUGGAGGUUGCAACAAUAACCCAACCGCACGACAAUUAGAAACAAUCUUUAAGAAAUUGUUAGUAAAUGCGGAAAUAAAAGAGUCGGCAACAGGCAACUGUCUGUCUCUUCAAAAUGUUAACAUUUUACAUGUGUCAAGCAGCUCGGAAAAAAUUCUUAAUAUAACUACUCCUCAUGCGCACAUGAUUGACAUUGCAAAUAAUGAAUCGAUUAUCACCGAUCAUUCGUAUUUGCCGAACAUGGGAAUAACUGAAUUAUCGGAGAGAAUUAUUGUUUAUAUAGCAGGAUUUGUUGUAAGACACUUAAAAAAAAAAUUAUUAUGUG
Molecule: messenger RNA, 1615 nt
Organism: Pseudomyrmex gracilis
Lineage: Eukaryota; Metazoa; Arthropoda; Insecta; Hymenoptera; Formicidae
Exons: 4
Coding region: 135-641 (168 amino acids)
Source: RefSeq, a predicted model, not a curated record